Molecule: messenger RNA, 1488 nt
Organism: Beta vulgaris subsp. vulgaris (sugar beet)
Lineage: Eukaryota; Viridiplantae; Streptophyta; Magnoliopsida; Caryophyllales; Amaranthaceae
Exons: 3
Coding region: 1-1488 (495 amino acids)
Molecular function (GO): nucleic acid binding; zinc ion binding
Source: RefSeq, a predicted model, not a curated record
AUGGACAAUGACCAAGGAGGAAGAGAGGGUGGAGAAGGGAGAGUCCCUAGAGGGCUCAGCCUUGAGCAAGCCUACAACUUGCGUAGGGAUAGGCAACUUGAUGACCUAACCACACGCAUGGAUGAACUAAUGCGCAUGAUGCAACAAGGUAUGCAGGGAAAUAGGCGCAACAACUCUCCUAGUCCUGUUAGGAGUGUACAUACUAGCAACCAUGAAGCUAGUUCUGAUGAGGAGGUUCACCAUCCAAGGCAUAGACAACCACCAAGAGAUGAUGAUCGAGGGCUAAGGCUUGAUCUUCCGGAUUUUGAUGGUGCCAUGAAGCCCGAAAAGUUUCUUGAAUGGCUGCAAAGAAUGGAAAGAGUCUUUGAUUAUAAAGACUAUGAUGAUGCUAAGAGGUUUAAGAUAGCUAUCCUAAAGCUUAUAGGUUAUGCUAGCCUAUGGUACGAGAAUUUAAAGAACAAGAGGCGCAAAGAUGGUAAACCUAGCCUAUGUUCAUGGGAGAAGUUGAAGACUAGGAUGAAGAAGCGUUUCCUUCCUUCUGAUUUCACACAAGAUAUGUUUAGAAAGCUUCAAGUUUUGCAACAACACUCUCUAAGUGUGGAGGAAUAUGUGGUGGAGUUUGAGAAGAUAAACAUGCUAUGUGAUGUGGAUGAGAAAGCCGAACAUAAAAUUGCUCGUUUCAUUGCUGGUUUGGAUAAGAAGCUAGCCAAGAAGUGCUAUGAGGCUAAGAAGUAUGUUAAGGCCAAGAAAGCCUCCACCUUUAAGCCUUUUGUGAAGCAAGGAGAGAAAACCUAUGGUGGCGCCAAGAAAGAAGAAGGUAGUACAUCUACUUCUUCCACUAAGUUUGACAAGUUUAAGGGGGAUAAGGGGAAGACUUCUACACCCUUAGCCACAGAGGAGAGGCACAUAUGCUUCAAGUGUAAAGGUUAUGGACAUAUAUUAAAGGAUUGCCCUAAUAAUCGAGUCAUGACAUUAAGGGACAUACAAGAGAUUGAUGAUGAAUAUGCUAAGGGCAAUUUUGAAGAAGAGGAGCAUGAGGGGGAAAAAGAACAUGAUGACGAGGCUUCAUAUGAAGUAGACUCAAAAGAGGAGCCAGUUCAUGAGGGACAACAACUCAUAGUGAGGCGUAUGCUCCACACACAACCAACCCUUUUGGACCACACUCAAAGGGAUAAAAUCUUUUUCACUCGUUGCUUGACUACUUCACACCAUCCACGCCCCUAUAAGCUCAAUUGGCUCAGUGAUGAUAAUGGCAUCAAGGUGACAAAACAAGCCUUGAUUUUGUUCGAAAUUGGCAAGUUCAAAGAUGAGGUUCUAUGUGAUGUAUGCAACAUGGAUGCUUGUCACAUCCUUUUGGGACGGCCAUGGCAAUAUGAUAGGCAUGUGAAGUAUGAUGGCCGUACCAAUGUAUGCAUUGCUACUGUGGGAGGUAAGAGGACUGCCUUGAAGCCUUUGACUUCCACUCACUACAAAAAAAAUUGGCUAUAG